CGAUUACGAGAACACGGAUGUACAGUUGAUAAUUUACUCUCAAUCCCUACGGAACAGCUUCAGCAAUUACUCAUUCCGGUCGGUUUCUACAAGGUAAGAGAUAAUAAUAACAAUGAUAAUAAUAAUAAUAAUAAUAAUAAUAAUAAUAAUAAUAAUAAUAAUAAUAAUAAUAAUAAUAAUAAUAAUAAUAAUAAUAAUAAUAAUAAUAAUAAUAAUAAUAAUAAUAAUAAAUAA
Molecule: messenger RNA, 234 nt
Organism: Loa loa (African eye worm)
Lineage: Eukaryota; Metazoa; Nematoda; Chromadorea; Rhabditida; Onchocercidae
Exons: 1
Source: RefSeq, a predicted model, not a curated record